AUGGGAGUACAUAUUCUGAUUAUUGGGGCUACAGGUGCAUCCGGCUUAGAAUUCUGUAAUGCUGCUUUGGCGCAAGGUCAUACUUUGACUAUCUACGCCCGCAAUCCAGAUAAACUUCCCGACGAAUUCGUCAAAAAAUCCGGUGUCAUCAUUUGGAGGGGACGUUUGGAUGAGAUCUCUACUUUCCGCCGUGCUGCAUCAUCCGGCCCAACAAUCUUUCUCUCGCUCGCUGGACCGACAGGCCGAACUGGUAAUCAAGGAACGACUGCCGUCGGCCUCGCACUGUUAGCCUUUCAGGUAGUCGCCCACGACGCCGCAUCAGAAGCUGCUGCACGCAACGCUUAUUUCAGCGUUGCCAAGAGAACGUCACUCAGCCACUGCGAAGACAAUCUGCGCGUGCGCGGCAUUGAGGCGGCCAACAUUGCUCGCCGCCAGGCGGUUGUCCACCAUGCCCGCCAGAAGCGUGGUCUCGCCACGCGCGAUAUGACGACGGUCCUCGACMCCAGCCACAACGAGACAGACAAACACUACACGCCGCACACUGAUCCGGACAUCUUGUUCUCAGACUACAAGUCCUAUAUCCUUAGUCCUAACGUACCCGUGGGACCAUACUACGUUGCCGGCGAGUACAUCCGCAAAAACCUAGUCGAAAGGCAGGAAGGCCUCCCUUUUCUCCUCGAUUUCCAGGUCGUUGAUGUUGACACCUGCGAGCCCGUGCCUGGUGUCUUUCUUGACAUAUGGCAUGCCAACUCGACGGGCGUCUACGGCGGCAUUAUAGCCGAGGGUAACGGCGACGGCAACGACACGGCCAACAUCAACUACACCUUCCUGCGCGGCAUCCAGCAGACCAAUAGCGAAGGCGUCGCGCAAUUUGAGACCAUCUUCCCCGGCCACUAUACCUCACGACCGACGCACAUCCACAUCAUAGUGCAUACCAACACCACCGUGCUGCCCAAUAACACCAUGGGAUUCGACACCUACGCGAGCUCUAUCGGUCAAGUGUUUUUCGACCAAGAUCUGAUAUUCGCGGUUGACAAGCUCUAUCCGUACAGCACCAAUACGCAGGUCAUCACACUCAACGCUGACGACAAGAUCAUCUUGCCAGUAGCUACAGAGAAAGAUGGCCUCGACCCGAUGGUGGAGUACACGAUGCUGGGAGACAAGCUUGAGGAUGGGUUGUUUGGUUGGCUUGCGUUUGGUGUCAACAUGACCUGGACGUGGGAGGCCACUCCGGCGUCAUUCCUUACGGACCACGGUGGUGUCCAGAACCCAAAUUUUAAUGGGAGCGUUGACAGUCCUCCAGGCUUCAGCAUUCUUUCUUCAAGCUCUGUCGCGGCUACCAGCACCGUUGCCUAA
Molecule: messenger RNA, 1356 nt
Organism: Talaromyces amestolkiae
Lineage: Eukaryota; Fungi; Ascomycota; Eurotiomycetes; Eurotiales; Trichocomaceae
Exons: 4
Coding region: 1-1356 (451 amino acids)
Molecular function (GO): oxidoreductase activity, acting on single donors with incorporation of molecular oxygen, incorporation of two atoms of oxygen; ferric iron binding
Source: RefSeq, a predicted model, not a curated record